Messenger RNA from Artibeus jamaicensis (Jamaican fruit-eating bat), 4135 nucleotides. It is a transcript of the gene PROSER1, whose product is annotated as proline and serine rich 1. Lineage: Eukaryota; Metazoa; Chordata; Mammalia; Chiroptera; Phyllostomidae. The record is from RefSeq and is a predicted model, not a curated record. Bases 167 to 2965 code for a protein of 932 amino acids. The transcript has 13 exons.
CCCCCCCCCCCCACGAGUUUUAGUCUACCUCUACGCAUCCUGUCUCUUGCUCCUGGAGUCUUUUUCCUCUUCGACUGUCAACAUUUUGACUGUCAAAGCUAAGCGUGGACGAACGUUUUGUCAUUGAAAGUGUAAUUGUCAAAACCACGUCGAGAGAAUAGUCAAGAUGGACAAAAAGUCGUUUGAAAUGGUGCUGGAUGAAAUUAGAAAGGCUGUUUUGACAGAGUACAAAUUAAAAGCAAUUGAAUACGUGCAUGGAUAUUUCUCUAGUGAACAGGUGGUUGAUUUACUGAGAUACUUCUCCUGGGCUGAGCCUCAGCUGAAGGCCAUGAAAGCGUUACAACAUAAAAUGGUGGCCGUUCACCCAGCAGAAGUGGUCAAUAUACUCAACUGUUUCACCUUCAGUAAAGACAAACUAGUUGCUCUGGAACUGUUAGCUUCAAACAUUGUUGAUGCACAGAAUUCUCGUCCCAUUGAAGAUUUAUUCAGGAUAAACAUGUCUGAGAAGAAACGGUGCAAGAGAGUGCUUGAACAGGCUUUCAAGGGAGGCUGCAAAGCUCCUCAUGCCAUGAUCUCCUCCUGCGGGACGAUCCCAGGAAACCCGUACCCCAAGGGGAAGCCGAGUCGCAUUAAUGGAGUUUUCCCAGGAACCCCUUUGAAAAAAGAUGGUGAAGAAUGUACCAAUGAAGGCAAAGGAAUAGCUGCGCGGAUUCUCGGACCGUCUAAACCACCUCCUUCCACGUACAAUCCGCACAGGCCCGUUCCUUACCCGAUACCUCCGUGCCGGCCCCAUGCGACGGUCACACCAAGUGCUUACAACAAUGCAGGUCUGGUGCCGUUAGCCAGUGUCAUAGCUCCGGGCGCGCCCCCUCCACCUGCGUACACUCCUAACCCAGCAGGAGCAGAAAACGAAGACCUUUCCAAUCCAUCAAAACCUGUACAGAGUCAAACUUUUUCUGCUCCAGCAAGCCAGCUCUUCACUCCGCACGGGUCUAACCCUGCCACACCCGCAGCGACUCCUGUGCCCACUGUGUCCCCAGUCAAGGCAGCAGGCCAUCCACCGGCAUCGGCCACCGCCCCCGGGUCCGGGCUGAGCCUGCUGAGCACUGUCCUGCCUGUGUUCCCUGGGCAGGUCUCCGCCGCUGCUGCUGCACCACCACCACUGGCGCCAAACCCCACAGUCAUCCGGACCCCUUCCCUGCUGGCUGCCCCGGUCACGUCGGUCCACAGUGCUACAUCCACGCCCGUCCCUUCCGUUUUUCCUGGCCUCGUUCCGCUGCCAGGUCCUUGUGCAGCUGCCGCCCCUCGGGCUCCUGCGCCCAGUGAAGCAUUUGCUUCUACCUCUGCCUCUUUUGUGAGCCUCCCCUUCGCUGUGCCCACAACGGCUGCUUCCACCAGCAACCCGGGCCCUGCACCCUUGUCUUCGGUGUUUGCAGGUCUGCCCUUGCCCUUACCGCCAGCCUCCCACAGCGCGUCCCACGCCCCCCACUCUGUGAUCGCCGGCGGGGCAGCUCCCAGCGUGGCAUGUCCCCUCGGGGUCAGCAGUCCCCUUCUGUCCGCUUUGAAAGGCUUCCUGACGUCCACUGACACCAGUUUAAUCAGCUCCUCUGCUCGGCCCACUGCUGUCACGAGUGGGCUGGCCCCACUCUCCUCGCUGCCCAACCACAACUCAGAUUCUCCUGUGCUGGCCCCCAGCAAGGGUUACCCACCCUCUGCCCUGCCCGUCCGCCAGGGGCCCGCUGCCCCGGGGCUGGCUGUGUUUCCAGGCCUGCCCUCCCCCGUGGCCACCUCCACGUCCUCACCCCCGGCGCUGCCCAUCCAGUCUCCUCUAGUGACUCCAGCCCCAGCUUCCACCUCGGGGCCCGGGAGUGCCGGCUCCUCAGCCCCACUUGUGCACGGCCCACACGCCGAGCCUGUGCCACCCGGCUCUGCUGUGACCGCUGUUCCUGUUACCAUCAAAACGGAGCCCACGAGUCCUACCCCCUCCGCCUUCAAAGGCCCAUCUCACUCUGUGACCCCCUCUCACAGCACUUUAGAUUUGUCGGGGGCUCUGGGCCGUGCAUACCCAUCCACGUCGGUGCCCAUCAGCCUAUCUACUUGCCUUAAUCCCGCCCUUUCCGGGCUGCCCAGCCUGAGCGCGCCCGUGAAUGCCUCCAACCCCCUGGCCUCCGUCGCCCUCGCGGCCCACGGCCCCGCUGCUCCCCUCGCGCCGGUGUUCACCGCGCUCCCUCCCUUUACCUCGCUGACCAGCAGCUUCCCUUUGACAGGGAACCCCUCUCUCAGUCCCUCAGUGUCUCUCCCAGGGACAUUGAUAGCGACCUCUUCUGCGGCCGCCACGUCCGUAGCGACCCCUCACCCCAGCUCCACAGCGGCUGCGCUCUCAGGGCUCCCCGGCGCAGCGCCCGUCUCGGCCACGCCUUUCCCCCUGAACUUGUCCACUGCCGUGCCCUCGCUUUUCUCUGUCGCCCAGGGGUCACUCUCAUCUGCAAACGCCCCCUACCCAGGCUUCUCUGUCUCCAACACGCCCGGCGUGGCCCCUGCCCUCCCCUCGCUGGCGAGGCUGCAGGCGCCCUCCGCGGUCACCGCAGUCGCCCCGCUGCCUGGCACCGCCACUGCGCCGGCGCCCGUCCUCCCUGGCUUCGCCUCCGCGUUCAGUUCCAAUUUCAACUCUGCUCUUGUCGCACAGGCCAGUUUGUCAUCUGGACUCCAGGCUGCGGGCAGCUCCGUGUUUCCAGGCCUCCUGUCCCUCCCGGGCGUCCCCGGGCUCUCCCAGAAUGCGGCGCAGCGCCCCCUGCAGGACCUGCAGCGCGGCGCGGUGGCGCAGGCGGCUCUGCUGCAGCAGGUGCACUCGGCCCCGGCGCUGGAGAGCUACCCGGCCCAGCCGGACGGGUUUCCCGGUUACCCUUCCGCACCGGGCACCCCCUUCCCCCUGCAGCCGGGCCUGUCCCAGAGUGGGUGGCAGUGAACGUGGUUUGUGGUCGCCUUCGGAGCAAUGUCCAAACUGCCCGAGGGCCGCAGGGACCAAAUUCUGCAUUGUGUGCGGUGGGCCAGAAGUCAGGAAACAAGAAUGAAGAUAAUCCCGGGCAACUGGGAUCGAUACGAGUUUUAAAAUAUGAUUGCAUUUUGUAAGAAAUGGUUGUGAUGAUGAACACUUCCCCUGUGUAAAUAUGCCGACAAUGAAUUUUAUGGAGAAUACUAUUUAAAAAGUGUUUGGGGACUCUUCGCCACCCCCACGAGCCUGCCAGUUGUGUGCGCGUGGCGUGUGCGGGAUGGGCGCUGAAGGGGGCCGGAGCUCCCAGAGCCGAACACAGCCUUAAAUCUGCGCGUACGGCGUCUACGGACGGAAGAAAUAGUUGUGCCUCAGCCCCACGGGUCGCACGCGGCCCGGGCAGCCACCGCCCUCGGUGUGUGGGAGCCAUCCCCGCCGGCUUCCAUGUGCCCCUGCGCGUGUCCACGGAAGGGGCCUGGAGACCCGCGGUUACUUCCGAUCACCGACACUGACGAUCAUGCGUGCGCUGCUGAGUUUCUCUCUGCCCGGGUCGGUGGAAAUGGUGCUCACGACAGUCUUUCUUUGGACUGGACACAUGGACUGAAACACGCAGACCUGCUUUCCCACGGAAACCCAAGCCAGGCUUCGACAGUUUGCCUUCAGAACCUACCUACUCUCAGCAAUAUGGGACGGGGACGCGUCCGCCCCGCGUGCGCCCUGGAAGCUCUUGAAUGUUUACAGGCGGGGGUGUGAUUCUGCUUGUCCCUAAGGUCCGAAGCUUAUCAGAAGUCGUCGUCUGGCCGCCGGAGAGGACGCCCCCGUCAGUGAGUGUGCGGCGCGUGCUCUGCGGGAAUCCGGCAGUCGUGCCACACGUUCGACGUCACUGAUUUCAGUGUGUUGACUGCCACCCGGGCGGCGGGGUCGCGGGGGGGACAGGUCUCCGGUCCUGCGGGUGCGAGUGUGAACUAUGGAAUCUACUGUAGUGCGUUUCAGCAUCUAGAAGUUUUAAUUUUAUAAAGAUGGUGUUUGGAAGAUGUUGCUAAUGUAUUUUCCUUCGACAUGGGGAGCAGACUUUUUAAGUAUUAAUAAAUAUUCCUGUAUGGUUAGUUUUUAACAAUUUUUUAAAAAUAAACUUUAUGGAUAUGA